Messenger RNA from Knipowitschia caucasica, 441 nucleotides. NCBI's taxonomy places the organism in Eukaryota, Metazoa, Chordata, Actinopteri, Gobiiformes, Gobiidae. The record is from the annotation of a GenBank genome assembly.
AUGACCAAAACACUGAAAUCUGACUGUGAUAGGGAUCCCAGUGUGGCCUCGGUCACUCUGGCUCCCCUCAGCUGUGCCAGGUCACCUCUGCACCCCCUGCUGGUCCCUGCUUUCAUCUGCUGUAGACUGGGUACACUAGUGCCCACUCUGCUGGUGUUAGGUUUUCCUGGCUCCAUCGGCUGUUGCACGGGUCCUCAAAGGCCCCGUCUGCUGGUGGUUGGUUUUCCAUGGCUCCAUCUGCUGUUGCUGGACCCCUCCUCUCGAUGGCCCCUCUGCUGUUUGCUUUGUCUUUGUGGUGCCCCUCUGCUGGAGCUGGUCACUCUUAGGCAGCCCCCUGUUGGGUCUCUCUGGUUCCCCUGCCUGUAUGCUGGGUCCUCCCUGUCUCGCCCCCCUGCUGGUCUCUCAAGGUUGCCGCCCUGCUGUGCCCUGCCUUUGUCCUGA